Brugia malayi is the source of this 1458-nucleotide messenger RNA. RefSeq lists its product as uncharacterized. The coding region runs from base 1 to 1458 and encodes 485 amino acids. Lineage: Eukaryota; Metazoa; Nematoda; Chromadorea; Rhabditida; Onchocercidae. The transcript is spliced from 10 exons. The record is from RefSeq and is a predicted model, not a curated record.
AUGUUCUCAGUUCAGUCGCAUAUUCUGAUUUUUUCAUUACCGUUCACCUUGUCACAGUUCCGAGUUCAUGGUAGUUCACUUGAUUGUAAGUUUAACUGGACAUUUUGCUGCUGGAAAAAUAAAGGUGAUGGCGCACCGUGGCAGAUAUAUCGCGAUAAAAGUGAUGAUCAUAAGAACAGAAGCAUUUUGUAUUCCCGACUUCAAGACGACAAAUUAAACCAUUUUUUUCUGGCAACAUCUGUAACACCGGAACAGAGAUUUUCGAGUGACUGGACUUCAUGUGCAAUAUGCUCCAAAACGGGUCUUUUCACAGUAUUUGUAAGAGCUUAUCAGACACCGAAGACAAGAAUCAAAUUGUGCUGGAAAUUUGCUAACGGAGAAAAUAGCAUUUAUCGAUAUUGCGCAUUUCUACGGAACUGGAAAUCUUCUGAUUACGCUAGCAAAUAUUUCACUGUCACUCCCAAACGACCAAUCCAAUUUUACAUCAAACUACACAAUCAUGGACAAUCCAUAGCAACAGCAGUUAUUGACAGUAUAAAAGUUGUUACCGAAGAAUGUCAUUUACCUUUAAUAAGACCAAAACAUCGACAAGUCAAGCUAUAUUCAAUACAACCAAAUGAAGAGAAAGAAGAAUUUACAACAAAAGUCGUAACUUCUCAGCAUACAAUUAGCAAAUUAUCAUCUACCAAGAAUUUUACAAUUCCAUCUAAUUCAAAUUCUCCAUUUAUGCUAAGUGAUAUUUUUGGAGAUGCUUUUGCGCAGUUUUUGGAGGAUGAUUCGGACGGCUUAAUUGUUGAAAGCCAGAAGACUGGAAAAGAUGAUGUAAAAAGCAGCGAAUGGUUGGGUCGAAAUAACGCCAAACAAGACAAUGUGCUAUUUGUAACAACAACACUUGCUCCAGAAUUACCUUUCAAUUUCAAUUUUUUAAAAUGCAAUACUGCUGGUGGGUGCUUGUUUGAUCAGUCGAUGUGCUCUUAUAAAAAUUCACCAAUGUCUCGCGGUUCAACUUUCCAACGAGUUAGGCUCUAUGAUCAAAAUUUUAUGCAAGCACUCACGAGACCGAAUACAAUAGCAGUAUUAGAAACAGACACAACAUUCACAGAAGAUCAUAAAAUUGUAUUCGAUGUGUUAGAAUUCACAGAAGGACAACGACUGUAUGGAUGCUGCUAUAACACAAAAUUGGAUGCAGACGAAACCUUAAUCAACAUAAGGAAAUUAUUGGGAGGCAAACGACCAUCGGAAUUAUUUUGUCCAUUUGCAACAGCGGCAUACUCAACUCCACUUAUUUGGAGGACAGAAAGGUUUACAUGUCCCCAAGGUACCGAAAAGAUCCUGUUUAUGUGUGAAAAUAAUGGAAAAAUAAAUGGGGCAUGUGCAAUGGACAACAUCCGAAUACACAAAAUUUUGGAUAUUCUGGAAAUGGAACCGUGUCAAAAGAACAUUAUCACAUUCUCAUAA